Rubroshorea leprosula is the source of this 4743-nucleotide messenger RNA. Lineage: Eukaryota; Viridiplantae; Streptophyta; Magnoliopsida; Malvales; Dipterocarpaceae. The record is from the annotation of a GenBank genome assembly.
AAUUUUCUUCCAAUAAUUUUCUCUUUUUGCAAGCGGAAAUAUGAUAACAAUUAAACAUUUUCUAAGCAUUAUAGUAGUAUUUUUUUGGGUGGAUGGUAUGGGAUAGAGACAAUGGCCUGUGCAAGACUGCAAGCAGACAUUCUACCACCAUAUUCUUCUUCUUCCAUCUUCUUUCUUACACUGAUUUUUUCCUAGUUAUUUCGUAAUAGUGCUCAAGAAUCAUCCGCUUAAUUAGCUUUCUGUUUAUUCAACCACAACAAGAAAUUGUAACAGGGUUAGUGUCAAUUUUGUGUAUAGAGAUAUCUUUGGUGAAUUAUUGUGGGGUCAUAGUUCAAACUCAAGCCUUCCCCACCCACAUGGUUGAUGUGUGAUUUAGGGAAUUUAAACACCACUAAGAACUAGGGUUCCUCUCAGAUUCUUUGUCUGGAGUUGGGUUUUUGGUUGGUAGCUGAGAGGAUAAAUCAAAUUCUGUUUAGUAUUAGAAACUGGGAAUCUUGGGAUUCUUUGAUUCUUUUUUGUGGCUGUGUGAAUUUUCUUAUCUUCCUCAAUUCUUCUGGGUUUUCUUUUGCAUUCUGUGUUUGUAGGUAUAGUGUUGGAUAAGGUAGCAUCUUCUCCACAUACACACAGCACCUGUUCCAACUUUUCAAUUUGGAGGGCUUUUUUUCUUCUUUUCUGGUUCAUCCUCUGCUUUUUUAAUUCUUAUUCCAAGUUUUGGUUUUGGUUUGGGGUUUUGUUAGACAGUGCCUGUAGAUUUGACAGAAUUGACAGUGAGUCUCUCUGUCUCUCUGUAGUUUUAGCUGGAAUUAACUAGAAGUAAUACCCAGUUAAACUGGGUGCUCUCUAUUUAGCUGGAAUUGGUUACUGUUUCGAAUGAGUUCGAUCCAUGUAUUAGGGUUUUGGUUAAAGGUGGGGCAUCUGCUUUGGUUGGUAUGUUGCUGGAUGGUUUCUGUGAUUUCCAUGAACUGGUUCGUUAAUGGUGGGAUUCAGGACACCAAGGUUGCUCUCCUUGGUGAUGGUGGAAAGAUGUGGGUCAAAUGGUGGGAGAAGAUCUCAGGAUACAGCCUCAAGAUCCACCACAACUAUUAUCAGUAUAUUGGGUCCAAGAGAGUUACCAAAACAUGGUGGAGAAAGCUCUUAGUCACUUGGGUAAUUUUUUGGAUCAUGGUGUCUCUCUGGAUCUUCUGGUAUAUGAGCUCACAAGCAACUGAAAAGAGGAAGGAGGCACUUGCAAGCAUGUGUGACGAAAGAGCUAGGGUGUUGCAGGAUCAAUUUAAUGUUAGCAUGAAUCAUAUCCAGGCGAUGUCCAUUUUGAUCUCAAUUUUCCACCAUGGAAAGAACCCAUCUGCUAUUGAUCAGAGGACUUUUGCAAGGUACACAGAAAGAACUGCUUUUGAAAGACCCCUCACUAGUGGUGUGGCAUAUGCUGUAAGGGUUCUCCACUCUGAGAGAGAACAAUUUGAGAAGCAACAAGGGUGGACCAUUAAAAGGAUGGAUACACUUGAACAAAAUCAAGUCCACGAGGAUGAGUAUGCUUCAGAAGCCUCGGAACGAUCCCCAAUUCAGGAAGAAUAUGCUCCUGUUAUAUUUGCACAGGAUACCAUUGCACAUGUGGUUUCACUGGAUAUGCUGUCUGGAAAGGAAGACCGUGAAAAUGUCUUACGUGCAAGAGAAUCAGGAAAAGGAGUGCUAACUGCUCCAUUCAGGUUAAUCAAAACGAAACGUCUUGGAGUUAUCUUGACAUUUGCAGUCUAUAAGAGAGAUCUCCCCUCAAAUGCAACUCCAAAUGAGAGGAUUCAAGCAACUGAUGGGUACCUUGGUGGUGUCUUUGAUAUUGAAUCACUUGUUGAGAAGUUAAUUCAACAGCUUGCUAGCAAACAAACCAUCCUUGUAAAUGUGUUUGACACUACCAACUACUCUCAUCCUAUCAGCAUGUAUGGUUCAAAUGUAUUUAUAGAUGGGAUGGAGCAUGUUAGUCACCUCAACUUUGGAGAUCCUUUCAGAAAGCAUGAAAUGCGAUGCAGGUUUAAUCAUAAGCCGCCAUGGCCAUGGCUAGCAAUGACAACUUCAAUUGGCAUCCUUGUGAUUGCAUUGCUCAUUGGCCAUAUAUUCCAUGCAACCGUUAAUCGAAUUGCCAAAGUUGAAGACGAUUGCCAUAAGAUGAUGGAGCUCAAAAAACAAGCAGAGGCUGCUGAUGUUGCAAAAUCACAGUUCCUUGCCACUGUUUCCCAUGAGAUUCGAACCCCAAUGAAUGGUGUUCUAGGAAUGUUGCAUAUGCUUAUGGACACAGAUUUAGAUGUAACACAACAAGAAUACGUCCGAACUGCACAGGCUAGUGGUAAAGCUUUGGUCUCCCUUAUAAAUCAGGUUUUGGAUCAGGCCAAAAUUGAAUCUGGUAAGCUUGAGCUUGAGGAAGUGCUGUUCGAUCUCAGAGCAGUUCUGGAUGAAGUGUUGUCACUUUUUUCUGGGAAGUCGCAGGAAAAAGGAGUAGAGCUAGCAGUUUACAUUUCUGAUCAAGUUCCUGAAACGCUAAUUGGUGAUCCUGGGAGAUUUCGUCAAAUCAUCACCAAUCUCAUGGGGAACUCAAUUAAAUUUACUCAUAAGGGACACAUUUUUGUUACUGUCCAUCUUGUUGAGGAGGUAAUUGACUCGAUAGAAGUGGAGACAGAAUCAUCAUCGAAAAACACUUUAAGUGGUUUGCCUGUUGGAGAUAGACAGCACAGCUGGAAAGGUUUUAGAGCUUUCAGUCAAGAUAGCUCCAUUCCUUCAGUCACUUCAUCAACCUGCAAUAGUGUUAAUAUAAUUGUAUCAGUGGAGGACACGGGGGAUGGAAUUCCACUGGAAGCACAGCCUCGCAUUUUUACGCCUUUUAUGCAGGUUGGUCCAUCCAUUUCCCGAUGUGGAGGCACAGGGAUUGGGCUAAGCAUAAGCAAAUGUUUGGUUGGCCUCAUGAAAGGGGAAAUUGGAUUUGUAAGCAUACCAAAAACUGGUUCAACCUUUACAUUCACUGCCAUUUUCACUAAUGGCUGCUCCAAUUCAAAUGAGUACAAAGGCCAGCAAGUCAAAAACCAGUCUAACUCUAUGUCUUCUGAGUUUCAAGGCAUGAGAGCAGUGGUUGUGGACAACCGAUCUGUCCGUGCCAAGGUGUCAAGAUAUCAUAUCCAACGGCUUGGAAUUAAUGUUGAAAUGGUUACUGAUUUCAAUAAAGGUUUAUCCAGUAUAGUGAGGGCAAAUGCUGUUCCCCACAUGGUUUUUAUUGAACAGGAAGUUUGGGACAAGAAUCUGAGUGCUUCAAAUCACUUCAGUGAUAGUUUACAAAAAAUUGAUCAUGGAGUUCCUCCAAAACUGUUUCUUUUGGGUAACUCUAUCAGCUCUUCCAGAGCAAAUCCAACAUCAUCUGGUAUUUAUUGCCCAAGUGUAAUUAUGAAGCCUCUAAGGGCUAGUAUGCUAGCUGCAUCUUUACAACGAGCCAUGGGUGUUGGGAACAAGGGGAAUCUCCGUAAUGGGGAGCUACCUAGCCUGCCACUCCGUAAUCUUCUUCUUGGAAGAAAAAUUCUAAUUGUUGAUGACAAUGAUGUGAACCGCAAAGUAGCUGCUGGUGCUUUGAGAAAAUAUGGAGCUGAUGUGGUUACUGCUGAGAGUGGAGCAAGGGCUAUUUCACUGCUUAUGCCACCCCACCACUUUGAUGCAUGUUUCAUGGAUAUCCAGAUGCCAGAAAUGGAUGGGUUUGAAGCUACCAGGACAAUUCGGGAUAUGGAACAAAAUGUAAACAACCGCAUUCAACAUGGAGAACUGUCAAUUGAAGUGUGCAACAAUGUUUCAAGUUGGCAUGUGCCUAUUUUAGCCAUGACAGCAGAUGUAAUACAUGCCACAAAUGAGGAAUGUCUAAAAUGUGGAAUGGAUGGAUAUGUGUCUAAGCCAUUUGAAGCUGAGCAACUGUAUAGGGAAGUUUCACGCUUUUUUUAAUCAGCAUCAAAUAGGAAUCAAUAGAAAUGACUCUGUUGAAGACAUGCUGAUAGCAUGAGCAAGAGCACCUGCUUUUCAGGAUUGCAUUGGAAGAUGCUUAAAUAAAUACAGAUGUUUCCCAAGAGAAAACGUUUGUUCUGUGGCAGAGAGUACAUAGAAGGAUAUGCUAAUUCAUCGGGAUUUAGUUUUCUCAUUUUUGUGAAGCAGAUAGCAAAGCAAAGCUUCGUCAUUUUUGCAUGUAAACCUGAGCUCAUGAUUCGCAUCUCCGUACCAUGCCUUGCUUCAGGGUUGGUAAAAUUAAAAAUUCCUGUGCAUAUGGUAAAAUUCUUUGGUACGACUUUGAAUUCAGAAUGACCCCUUGGAGAUGGAUGGACGGAUGGAAGAAAUUCUCUUUCUUUGCUGUAUGAUAGAAUUUUGUCCUCCUAAGUAGUAAUAAAAACUGCAAGAAACAGGAAGAGGGCUGAGCUUUCUCUUCCUUUGGAUGUUGUUGAUUGUAUCAGAGGCUUGUUGAAUAGCAGUAGUUGGGAACACCAUGUAUAUUAAACAUAAGAAAGAUAAUAUAUUUUGUAUCUACAAAAAGGCGAGGCCGCGGGGGAACUGAUGGAAAGUUUUCCCAUUCUUUAGGAACCGAAGCCUGGACCUGGAAGUCUGAAUUUGUUCUUUUUAUUUAAAUAAUUAUGUGAGUUGUUGUACACAUUUAAUCUUUUGAUGCUACGUGUUCGGUAUGUGUUCAAAAUUGCUCAAAAAUUAUUAACUUUAAAAUACACAAAAAUUAUUUUG